Myotis daubentonii (Daubenton's bat) is the source of this 8844-nucleotide messenger RNA. It is a transcript of the gene NCOA2, whose product is annotated as nuclear receptor coactivator 2. Gene Ontology annotation, biological process: positive regulation of transcription by RNA polymerase II; cellular response to hormone stimulus. Gene Ontology annotation, molecular function: protein dimerization activity; nuclear receptor binding. The record is from RefSeq and is a predicted model, not a curated record. Gene Ontology annotation, cellular component: nucleus. NCBI's taxonomy places the organism in Eukaryota, Metazoa, Chordata, Mammalia, Chiroptera, Vespertilionidae.
AGGCACAGGCCCUCAGGGCCCCAGGGGGGAGCGGGAGGGGGCCUCCGGCCGGCGGUCCCAGCCCGAGGACCCUGCUCUCUCGGGCCCCGGGGGCUGCCGAGGGAGGGGGCCAGGGUGGCCUCUCCGGGCGGGCGCCCCCUGCCCCCGGCCCCUCCGGGGAGUCCCGGCAGCGUCCCCGCCGAGAUCGGGGGUGGGUCGGUCCCUGGUUAGCUGGUCCCUCCCUCUUCCCCCUCCCCCUAGUGGUUUCCGGGGCCUGCGGGACCGAGGGGUGGGAAUCGGGGACCCGAGCCCCUCGCCCCGGCCGGGAGCCGGGCUGGGCCUAGCGCCCCCGGGUCUGUCACCGGCAGGGGAAACUUUCCCCAACCGCACCGAGCUCCGACACCCUCCUCCGCCGCCGCGUCCUCGAAUCCCACUCCCACUCCACCUCCUCCAAUGCCUUCCCCUCCCACCGACCCGAAUCUCGCUGCGUGUGACGGAUGGGGCAGGGAGCCAAUCGAAGGUGUGGAUUUCUCUUGGAUUUGGCCACAGAUUUAUAGAUCUUCUGCACUGUAUACAGGUACAGUUGCUGAUAUGUGUUCAAGAUGAGUGGGAUGGGCGAAAACACCUCUGACCCGUCCAGGGCAGAGACAAGAAAGCGCAAGGAAUGUCCUGACCAGCUCGGACCCAGCCCCAAGAGGAGCACUGAGAAACGCAAUCGUGAACAGGAAAAUAAAUAUAUCGAAGAACUUGCAGAGCUGAUAUUUGCAAAUUUUAACGACAUAGACAACUUUAACUUCAAACCUGACAAAUGUGCAAUCUUAAAAGAAACUGUGAAGCAAAUCCGUCAGAUCAAAGAACAAGAGAAAGCAGCGGCUGCCAACAUAGACGAGGUGCAGAAGUCAGACGUGUCAUCCACGGGGCAGGGUGUCAUCGACAAGGAUGCGCUGGGGCCCAUGAUGCUGGAGGCCCUUGAUGGGUUCUUCUUUGUAGUGAACCUGGAAGGCAACGUUGUGUUUGUCUCAGAGAAUGUGACACAGUACCUAAGGUAUAACCAAGAGGAGCUGAUGAACAAAAGUGUAUAUAGCAUCCUGCAUGUUGGGGACCACACUGAAUUUGUCAAAAACCUGCUGCCAAAGUCUAUAGUGAACGGGGGAUCUUGGUCUGGCGAACCUCCCAGGCGCAACAGCCAUACGUUCAAUUGUCGGAUGCUGGUGAAACCUUUGCCUGAGGCUGAAGAGGAAGGUCAUGAUAACCAGGAAGCACAUCAAAAAUACGAAACUAUGCAGUGCUUUGCUGUCUCUCAACCAAAGUCCAUCAAGGAAGAAGGAGAAGUGUCUUCGAUUGAAGAUUUGCAGUCCUGCUUGAUUUGUGUGGCAAGGAGAGUCCCCAUGAAGGAAAGACCGGUUCUUCCCUCAUCAGAAAGUUUUACUACUCGCCAGGAUCUCCAAGGCAAGAUCACAUCACUGGACACAAGCACCAUGCGGGCCGCCAUGAAGCCCGGCUGGGAGGACCUGGUGAGGAGGUGCAUUCAGAAGUUCCAUGCCCAGCACGAGGGGGAGUCUCUGUCCUAUGCCAAGAGGCAUCACCAUGAAGUGCUGAGACAAGGGUUGGCUUUCAGUCAGAUCUACCGUUUCUCCUUGUCCGACGGCACUCUUGUUGCUGCACAAACGAAAAGCAAGCUCAUCCGUUCUCAGACUACUAAUGAGCCUCAGCUUGUCAUAUCUUUGCAUAUGCUUCACAGAGAGCAGAAUGUGUGUUUAAUGAAUCCGGAUCUGACUGGACAAGCAAUGGGGAAGCCAUUGAAUCCAAUUAGCUCCAGUAGCCCUGCCCAUCAGGGCAUGUGCAGCGCGAACCCAGGUCAGGACAUGGCCCUUGGUAGCAAUAUGAAUUUCCCCAUCAACGGCCCCAAGGAGCAAAUGAGCAUGCCCAUGGGCAGGUUUGGUGGUUCCGGGGGACUGAACCAUGUGUCGGGCAUGCAAGCCACCACUCCUCAGGGUAGUAACUAUGCACUCAAAAUGAACAGUCCCUCACAGAGCAGCCCUGGCAUGAAUCCAGGCCAGCCCACCUCCAUGCUUUCACCGAGACAUCGCAUGAGCCCUGGGGUGGCUGGAAGCCCCCGAAUCCCACCCAGCCAGUUUUCCCCUGCAGGAAGCUUGCAUUCCCCCGUGGGAGUUUGCAGCAGCACAGGAAAUAGCCAUAGCUACACCAACAGUUCCCUCAACGCACUUCAGGCCCUCAGCGAGGGGCACGGGGUCUCUUUGGGGUCAUCGUUGGCUUCGCCGGACCUAAAAAUGGGCAAUUUGCAAAACUCCCCAGUGAAUAUGAAUCCUCCCCCACUCGGCAAGAUGGGGAGCUUGGACUCCAAAGACUGCUUUGGGCUGUAUGGGGAGCCCCCUGAAGGCCCAGCUGGCCAGGCAGAGAGCAGCUGCCAUCCUGGAGAGCAAAAGGACACCAGUGAGGCCAGUGGACCCCAGGGUGUGAGCAGCGAGCGAGCUGAUGGGCAGAACAGACUGCAUGACAGCAAAGGACAGACCAAACUCCUCCAGCUGCUGACCACCAAAUCCGACCAGAUGGAGCCUUCACCGCUGUCCAGCUCUUUGUCGGACACAAACAAGGACUCCACGGGUAGCUUGCCCGGUUCCGGGUCGACACAUGGGACCUCACUCAAGGAGAAGCAUAAGAUUUUGCACAGACUCCUGCAGGACAGCAGUUCUCCUGUGGACUUGGCUAAGUUAACAGCGGAAGCCACAGGCAAAGAGCUGAGCCAGGAGGCCAACAGCACAGCUCCUGGUUCGGAGGUGACUGUGAAACAGGAGCCAGUGAGCCCCAAGAAGAAAGAGAAUGCACUACUUCGCUAUUUGCUGGAUAAAGAUGAUACUAAAGACAUUGGCUUACCGGAAAUAACCCCCAAACUUGAGCGGCUGGACAGUAAGACGGACCCUGCCAGUAACACAAAGUUAAUAGCUAUGAAGACCGAGAAGGAGGAGAUGAGCUUUGAGCCUAGUGACCAGCCUGGCAGCGAGCUGGACAACUUGGAGGAGAUUUUGGAUGAUUUGCAGAAUAGUCAAUUACCACAGCUUUUCCCAGACACGAGGCCUGGCGCCCCUGCUGGAUCAGUUGACAAGCAAGCCAUCAUCAAUGACCUCAUGCAACUCACAGCUGAAAACAGCCCGGUUACACCUGUUGGAGCCCAGAAAACAGCACUGCGAAUUUCCCAGAGCACUUUUAAUAACCCACGACCAGGGCAACUGGGCAGGUUAUUGCCAAACCAGAAUUUACCACUUGACAUCACAUUGCAAAGCCCAACUGGUGCUGGACCCUUCCCACCAAUCAGAAACAAUAGUCCCUACUCAAUGAUACCUCAGCCAGGAAUGAUGGGUAACCAAGGGAUGAUAGGAAACCAAGGAAAUGUAGGGAACAGUAGCACAGGGAUGAUAGGUAGUAACGCCGCCCGGCCCACCAUGCCAUCUGGGGAGUGGGCACCGCAGAGUUCCGUGCGAGUCACCUGUGCUGCUACCACCAGCGCCAUGAACAGGACGCUCCAAGGAGGUAUGAUUCGGAAUCCAGCCGCCAGCAUCCCCAUGAGACCCAGCAGCCAGCCUGGCCAAAGGCAGAUGCUUCAGUCUCAGGUCAUGAAUCUAGGGCCAUCUGAGUUAGAGAUGAACAUGGGGGGCGCCCAGUAUAGCCAACAGCAAGCUCCUCCGAACCAGACCGCCCCGUGGCCUGAGAGCAUCCUGCCCAUAGACCAGGCCUCCUUCGCCAGCCAGAGCAGGCAGCCGUUUGGCAGCUCCCCUGAUGACCUGCUGUGCCCCCACCCUGCCGCUGAGUCUCCCAGCGACGAGGGCGCCCUCCUGGACCAGCUCUACCUGGCCUUGCGGAACUUCGAUGGCCUGGAGGAGAUUGACAGAGCUUUGGGAAUACCUGAACUGGUCAGCCAGAGCCAGGCAGUCGAUCCGGACCAGUUCUCGAGCCAGGACUCCAACAUGAUGCUGGAGCAGAAGGCACCCGUCUUCCCCCAGCAGUACGCGUCUCAGGCCCAGAUGGCCCAGGGGAGCUAUUCUCCCAUGCAGGACCCCAACUUCCACAGCAUGGGGCAGCGGCCUAGUUACGCCACACUCCGCAUGCAGCCCAGACCCAGCCUCCGGCCCACAGGCCUGGUACAGAACCAGCCCAAUCAGCUGAGGCUCCAACUGCAGCAUCGCCUCCAAGCACAGCAGAAUCGCCAGCCCCUUAUGAAUCAAAUGAGCAAUGUGUCCAAUGUGUCCAACCUGACUCUGAGGCCUGGAGUACCAACACAGGCACCUAUUAAUGCCCAGAUGCUGGCCCAGAGGCAGCGGGAGAUCCUGAACCAGCAUCUCCGCCAGAGACAGAUGCAUCAGCAACAGCAAGUUCAGCAAAGGACUUUGAUGAUGAGAGGCCAAGGGUUGAAUAUGACAUCAAGCAUGGUGGCUCCUAGUGGGAUGCCCGCAACAAUGAGCAACCCCCGGGUCCCCCAGGCAAAUGCACAGCAGUUUCCAUUUCCUCCAAACUACGGAAUAAGUCAGCAACCUGAUCCUGGUUUCACUGGGGCUACCACACCCCAGAGCCCUCUGAUGUCACCCCGAAUGGCGCACACGCAGAGCCCCAUGCUGCAGCAGACCCAGGCCAGCCCCGCCUAUCAGGCCUCCUCUGACAUGAACGGAUGGGCACAGGGGUCUAUGGGUGGGAACAGCAUGUUUUCACAGCAGUCCCCACCUCACUUUGGGCAGCAAGCAAACACCAGCAUGUACAAUAACAAUAUGAACAUCAAUGUAUCCAUGGCGACCAACACAGGUGGGAUGAGCAACAUGAACCAGAUGACAGGACAGAUCAGCAUGACCUCAGUGACCUCCGUGCCUACGUCAGGGCUGUCCUCCAUGGGUCCCGAGCAGGUUAAUGACCCUGCUCUGAGGGGAGGCAGCCUUUUCUCAAACCAGCUGCCUGGAAUGGAUAUGAUUAAGCAGGAGGGAGACGCAUCACGGAAAUACUGCUGACACUGAAGGUAGCUGGUUGCUUCUUUCUUCAGCUGACUGGGCUCACUUGCUCACAACACUUCCUGGUCUGGGAUGGAGAGCUGCGUCUGUUUGUUUUGACCCCACCGGCCUGCCAGCCAGGUCUGCCCAGCGAGCUCAGCAGACGCGGGCCUGGCCCUGGGAGCGGCGGCUGCAAAAGGGGCUGCCUCUCUCUCUCUCUGUCUCUCUCUCUCUCUCUCUGUCUCUCUCUCUCCAGCCUGAAGCUUGUGUCCAGACAGUUGCUCAGUCUGUUCACUGCAUUCACCUUAGUGCAACUUAGAUCUCUCCUGCGAAGUAAAUGUUGACAGGCAAAGUUCGUACCCAUGUCAGAUUGAAUGUAUUUAAAUGUACGUAUUUAAGGGAAACAACCGUGCUCUUGUUCUGUUCCUGUUUGGUUCCAGACACUGGUUUCUUGCUUUGUUUUCCCUGGCUAAUCAGUCAUGUACAAAAGAUUACGAUUUCAUCUGGGGGAAAGAAAGGGUUUUUUUUUUAAAAAAAAUCAAACUGCAUUUGGGAUAAAAGCAGGGCAGACACCAUGGACAGCGCUGUAUGGACAGAGAUGCCCACAAAGUGAAGACCGCUCUCUGCAGAAAGCUCUCAAGACCAAGUUGGGAAGAGUUUCCAGCUAAUGAACAGAUGAAAAGGAGCACAUGAGAGGGCUGUUCAUGUAACAAGGACUUUUUCCUUUCUUUUAUUUUUGUUAAAACCAAACAAGUUCAUCUAAAUCAUUAAUCAAGAAAAAAUAUUAUUCAUUUUCAAAUUAAGUUCCCUUUCAAUUGAUCAGACAGCUUGGAUUAGCAUCUCCUCUUCCUCCCUGAUCCUGACUCUUCCUUCCCCAGUCCCCACACCCCCCCCCCCCGACUUUCAUUCAUUUAACAAAACAAUAAAAGCAACAGAAACCAGACAAGCCCCUUAUUUCCUUAAAUGUUUUGCCAGCCACUUAGUAAUUGCUAACUUAAAUUUCAGAAAAAUGCAUUUACUGGCAAGGAGAGGAGCAGAGUCAGCACGAUCCCGAUCCCACUGGCGACACCUGCUCCCAAAGCGUGUCUGUCCUGGUCCCCAGCGACACAGACCCACACACAGGCCGCCCUGGCGUGUUUUAUGCUGAAGCAGCAGAGACACGCUAGGGUCACCUCCGCCAUGAGUUUUUUAUUUUGUUUUUUAGCAGUGCUAAGCCGAAGUUUUGUAAGGUACAUAAAAUCCAAUUUAUAUGUAAACAAGCAAUAAUUUAAGUUGAGAACGUGUUUUAAUUGUAUAAUUUUUGUGAGGUAUACAUAUUGUGGAAUUAACUCAAAAAUGAGGUACUUCAGUAUUAAAUUAGAUAUCUUCAUAGCAAUGUCUCCUAAAGGUGUUUUGUAAAGGAUAUCAAUGCCUUGAUUAGACCUAAUUUGUAGACUUAAGACUUUUUAUUUUCUAAACCUUGUGAUUCUGCUCAUAAAUAAUUUAUCCAAUCUAUAUGAUAUGCAGCCGCCGUAGGACCCAGAUCUUGAUUUUUAUAUGUUUAUAUUCUUUCUUAAUGAACCUUGGGAAGACCACCUGUGGUGAGCAGGCCACUUUCGUGGUUGUUUCUCUCACCCACGCGGGAAGGGGAAUAAUCUUUUAUUAAUUGGUGUCAGUUUCAGACAAAUGCAAUACCAAGAAACUGAUCACCUUUUUUGAGCUAUUUCUCCCCAACCCCUAAGACUUUCUUACCUAAAUUUCAGAAUGGUGUCUUUUUGAUGUCUAAAAAGCAAAGCAUUUUAUAUCUCACUAAGCCAGGCUUUUUAGGAACAGAGAGGUUUUUCCUUGAAAUUUGAUUGAUUGUUCGUUUGUGGCCGGGUGGACAAUGGACAAACUACCCCUAUUUAUAUGUAUAUCUCUCCCUAUACGUACAAGUGACGGAUUAUAGAGAGAGAUAUACCGGUAGCCCAAAGAUAAACGGUAAGUAGACAGUCUGAAGGUGUUGCUCCAUACUAAAGAAAUUUUCUGGAAAUUUGCAUUUCGAUACUUUUUUCCACUUGAGAGGGGUCUCACUACAGGGAGGUGGCCCAGAACAGCACUUCUCAGGGCCAUCAGUCCACAUGCCCCCUCACCAGGCUCUACUCUUCUCAACCAAACCCUGGGUUGCCCAACUGCGAUGGAUAAAACGAGCAGACGUUGGCCCAGAACUCCGUGACCGAGUCCGUGUGCCAAGGCUUAUGUCCCACACGAUGUCAUGUGACCAGUUUUAAGUUGCUUUUUAGAAACAUGUGACUUAGAAUGACUUUAACUUCACACAGCACAAAGGAGAAAUGGAGUUUAAGCUGGAUUUGUUUUGUUUUGAGUUUUAAGUCCCCUUUCACUGUAACACGUCCAAAAAAUUUUUUUUAAAAAUCUGUGUAUCUUUUACUGUUUACCCAUCUGCCCACUGUGUUUUGAUGUCAACCCCAAGUCAGAUAAAUCUGUAAACCAGUGAAGCUGGUAAUUUCGAAUAAUUCACGGCUGUUUUGAAGGAAAAGAGGUUAUAAAUUCUCUUAUGGCUCUGAUCAGGGAAUGAAUGGGUUUUGCUUUACAUCUAAUUAAGAGAAGAAAAGUAAGUGAAGGAAUCCUCUGAUCAUAUUGAUCACUGUGGAAGCAAAAGCCAAAUCGACCCCCUUCGUUAUCAGUAUUUCUCAUGCUGUACACAGUAAAUUUGUUAGACUGAGUCCUUGGUUUUUGUUUAAUAGGACAAAGAAUCAGUGUUUUACUUUUAUUACUAAAUGUGAAAAACAAAUAAUGUGAAAAGUAUACAUACAUUCACUUGGUUGUAAGACUCAUUUAAGUGUUCAUGUAAUGUGGUGAGUUGGAAAGUGAAGUGAGCUCUUUGACUACAAUGAAUUCGUUUGACUCAAAGAUUAAAAUGUCCCUUCCCACGUGUAUCUCCUAUGGCCUGUAAUAAUUGAAAGCAAUGUUUUUGCAGUUUAUAUAAUGCAAUUUUUAAUCUGUGUUUAAAAAUGGAGUUCAUAUGGGCUGACCACAUGAAAUGGGUGGCCCACAUCCACUGUAGAACCCAAAGAUACACAAUCAAUUUUGAAAUGCAACUUAAGCCAUUAAUUGUUGGUGUGAAUUUAAAAUUUUCUAGUAUUUGUAUGGUAGUGUGCUGCCUAAGAGCAAAGCAUUCUCUGCACAAAAGAAAAUUACUGUAGUGGCUUCAAUUUUAAUUAGAAUUUUCUCCCUGGUGUUUCUUUAUAGACUAAAACAAAAUCUUUUAAGUUUCUUACUACAGGUAAAAGCUAUGUGCAAGAACCUCAAAAUGCUAAAAUCUAGCAUAAUGCCUUAGAUCUGUUUUUAAGUCUUGUAUAUUCCUACAUAGCUGUCCGAUGUAUUAUAUUUGUAUAGUGAAUUGUGUACAAUUUUUUGAAUAAGUACAUCAUCACUCAACCUUUACGUUGUUGGAUGGUGAUGAUGAUACAUUUCUUCAAACAUUUAACUGUCUUUUUUUCCCUUUGUCAUUUGUGGGUUUUAUUUGUACAGUUCCUCAUGAAGUUGCAUCUGAGAUGUGUGUAUAUGAAAAGAUUAUACAAGGGUAAAAUUAAGCAAUAUAUUAACUCUGGUUCUUCAGGAGAAAGCUUACAGUGUUUCAGGUUGUGGUUUAUUUUCCAAAUGGAGUUGACUCUGAACAUCACCUUGUUCACCUGCAUCGAUGUUUGUAUUUCUCGUGUGAGCAGUUUAUGCAAAGGUAGAUAUAUUCAGAGAAAUUUUAAAUACAUUUAUGCAAGUUAAUAUUGCUUUGCUGAUGCUCUUUGCUUAUUUGAUGUUAAAUAAUGCUAUUGUAAAUAAAGAAUUCUGUUGUUAUUGCAUCAUUUAAUAAAUUUUAAUGCCUUCGGGUUUUACAUGG